Molecule: messenger RNA, 1429 nt
Organism: Rhopalosiphum maidis (corn leaf aphid)
Lineage: Eukaryota; Metazoa; Arthropoda; Insecta; Hemiptera; Aphididae
Gene: Noa36
Product: zinc finger protein 330 homolog
Exons: 8
Coding region: 152-1081 (309 amino acids)
Cellular component (GO): nucleus
Molecular function (GO): zinc ion binding
Source: RefSeq, a predicted model, not a curated record
AACUCGUGAACCUGACAAUGUGUCAUGGUUUUGUGGAUUAUGAGUGUGUGGCUUUUUUAGUUUUAUUUUAAAGUUCUUGGUAAAAUUACAAGGCACGAGUACUUACCUACUACCAUUAAUAAAAUUCAGGUGUACUUCUUAUACAUUAAAUAUGCCUAAAAAAAAAACUGGACAGAGAAAAAAAGCAGAAAAGAUGAGACUUCGACAAAAAGGAAUUAGAUCUGCAAAAGACAACUUGUCUUUGGCUAAACACCCUUGCAAUGCAUCAAUGGAAUGUGAUAAAUGCAAGAAGAAACAAAAAAAUCGGGCUUUUUGUUAUUUUUGUCAAAAUUUACAGCGUUUACCUCAGUGUGCUAGCUGUGGUAAAAUAAAAUGUCUUAUGAAGUCAGGAGAUUGUGUUGUUAAACACCCUGGUGUUUAUACAACAGGAAUGGGAUUAGUGGGAGCAAUUUGUGACUUUUGCGAAGCAUGGGUAUGUCAUGGUCGAAAAUGCCUGACAACUCAUGCUUGUGUUUGUCCCCUACAAGAUGCGAAUUGUGCUGAAUGUGAACGCGGAACAUGGGAUCACGGUGGUCGUAUAUUCAUGUGCUCAUAUUGUUCAGCAUAUCUUUGUGAAGAUGAUCAAUUUGAGCACCAAGCUUCAUGUCAAGUUUUAGAAUCAGAAAAUUAUAAAUGUCAAUCAUGCAAUAAAUUAGGACAGUAUAGUUGUUUGAGAUGCAAAGUGUGUUUCUGUGAUGAACACAUCCGAUGUAAACGUUUCAAGUAUUCUGAAAAAGAUAGAAAUUAUCCAUGUCCAAAGUGUUCUUAUCCAACAGCUGAAGUCAGUGAUCUAUCAUUAUCUUCACGUAAUCAUAAAUAUGGCCGACAAACAUAUGAAGAAGGUGAUGAUGAUGAUGAUUCAUAUGCUUAUGGAGCUAGUAGUUCUGGAACAAACUAUGGAUAUACUUAUGAUGAAGCUGAAUAUAGUGAUGACGACGAUGAUGAUUAUUCUUCAGAAGAAGAAGACGAUGAUGAUGAUGAUGAUGAUGAUGAUGACGAUGAUGAUGAUGACAAUGAAGAGAAAGCAAAACUAAAAAAAUAAAAUAUUAUCAUUAUAAAUCUAGAUAGUACUUUUAUAAAAAUAUAAAAUUUAUCAAUUUAAUAAAUUCAAUCUUCUUUAUUAUUUCAUAUUCUAAUCUAAAAAGCUGUUAUAGCCUGUUGUCUAAACCAUAGAACAUGUUCUAUGUAUAAACUAUGUACUAUAUUUUCUUUCAUAAAUGUUCUCUCCAGUAUAAAUGCUGACACAUAAGUGUUGGAUAAAUUGUUUGAUGAUGGUGAAGGCUCCAUUGAAGGCUUAUAAUUAUGACUGACAUAUUAAUCAUAUUUAUAAUAUAAAUUACCCAUUAUUUAACAAAAAUAUUAUGCUGUUAUACAAUUUUUAUUAUUUAUA